UGUCCAGGCAGGAACACGUGCCCCCCUGGGCUGGGGCAGGGGCCUUGCAGCAGGAGGGGCCUGACGGGAGGGCCCUGCCCCUUUCCUUCUCUCUGUCUCGGGAGACACAAGUAAACGUGCAGGAGCCGGUCUGGACAGUGGGGACAUGCGGAGUAGGUAAUCUGGACCACCCAGGGCUGCAGAGGCGUCACAGAGAAGCUGGCUUUCAUCGUGGGCUUUGUUUUUGAUGGAGAAGGUCUGAGCUGCGUGUGGGGGACGGACAUGCACCGGGAGGCAGACAGCAGGAGGAUGGACGUUCCCAGCGGGUUUUUCGGAGGCCAGUGGCACGAAAUCCACCCUCAGUACUGGACCAAGUACCAGGUGUGGGAGUGGCUGCAGCACCUCCUGGACACCAACCAGCUGGAUGCCAGCUGCAUCCCCUUCCAGGAGUUCGACGUCAGCGGCGAGCACCUAUGCAGCAUGAGCCUGCCAGAGUUCACACGCGCGGCGGGCACGGCGGGCCAGCUCCUCUACAGCAGCCUGCAGCAGCUCAAGUGGAACGGGCAGUGCAGCAGCGACGUGUUCCAGCCUGCGCACAACGUUGUCGUCAAGACCGAGCACACCGACCCUUCCGUCAUGAGCUCCUGGAAAGAAGAAAACUACCUGUAUGACACCAGCUACGGCAGCACAGUAGAUCUGCUGGACAGCAAGACUUUCUGCCGGGCCCAGAUCUCCAUGGCAACCGCGGCCCACCUUCCUGCAGCAGAGUCACCUGAUCUGAAAAAGGAGCGAGAGCAAGCUGCCAAGCCCCACACCAAGAAGCACAACCCGAGAGGGACUCACUUGUGGGAAUUCAUCCGCGACAUCCUCCUGAACCCCGAGAAGAACCCCGGGCUGAUCAAGUGGGAAGACCGGUCUGAGGGAGUCUUCCGGUUCCUGAAGUCCGAGGCUGUGGCCCAGCUGUGGGGGAAGAAGAAGAACAACAGCAGCAUGACCUACGAGAAGCUCAGCCGGGCCAUGAGGUACUACUACAAGCGGGAGAUCCUGGAGCGCGUGGAUGGCCGCAGGCUGGUGUACAAGUUCGGGAAGAACGCCCGCGGGUGGAGAGAGGACGAGAACUGAGCCCGCGGCCGCAGACCCGGCCAGUAGGACGCGCAGAGCUGCAGGCCGCCUCCGGACUGGACUGCUGCUCCCUGGCCUGCGUGCCCGAGGGAAAGGACUUGGAAAGGGAGGAGGAUAGGGUGCGGUGGAGAGUGGCCUCUGCACACAGUGUGCGGCCGGAGCGCCGGCCCUCUGCCACCGCCGCGCUCCUGUCGUCAUUGUUCUGGCCUCAAUUGUGAAGCCCCUUCCUGCGGAGGGGCGCAGCUGGGGGCCUUGUGCUUCUUGCUGAAAGGAGCCGCAUCGGAGGGCAUUAAAUGUUUUUGUAUGCA
This is a messenger RNA of Tupaia belangeri chinensis (Chinese tree shrew), 1409 nucleotides long. RefSeq names its product ETS homologous factor (gene EHF). Gene Ontology annotation, cellular component: nucleus. Gene Ontology annotation, molecular function: sequence-specific DNA binding; DNA-binding transcription factor activity, RNA polymerase II-specific. Gene Ontology annotation, biological process: cell differentiation; regulation of transcription by RNA polymerase II. Bases 262 to 1101 code for a protein of 279 amino acids. Lineage: Eukaryota; Metazoa; Chordata; Mammalia; Scandentia; Tupaiidae. The transcript has 9 exons. The record is from RefSeq and is a predicted model, not a curated record.